CUUCUUAAACAUUUGAAAAACAUUAUUUGCUGUACAUACAACAAUAGUUUAGUUCUGUGUUAUAGACUUACAGAAAGAGACCUUCUAAAAACGUUACAAUGUAUGACUGGGACGCGAAACCUUCAAUCAGAGUGACUCAAUGAAGACUCGGCACAGCCGACCCCUGCACUAAUCCAUCCAUCCCUGCCCACCCCCACACAUCCCCCCUCCAUCCAUUUAUCCAUCCACUCUCUCAUGACUCCAUCCAUCUCCUCAACCACCCCAUGCAGCAUCCAUCCCCCCACCUGUCCCCUAGAGCAUGGUGCCCCACUGAGCCCCCCCUGCCCCCAACAGAGCCCCCCCACCGCCUGCAUCACAGUCCCUGCUCUGCCCCAUGCCGCCCCCCCUCCCCUGGGUUUCCACUCCUCUCCUCCCCGACUUGCUGCUGGUGCUCAGUGAUCAGAAAUUUCCCUCACCCCCAGGGAGGGGUGCUGGGGGGUGGUGUCCCCCCUGCACUGAGCAAGAGACGUCAGAGAAUAAUUCCCCCGCCCCCCCCCCCGGCUGACAUCACCUCCCUUCCUCCUGUCCGGCCUGGCAGGUGUGUGGUGGGGGAGGGGAAAGGUGUGGUGCUGCUUAUAUAGGAGCCAGUGGGGCUGAACCUCACACCGAGCAAGUCGAGAUUCCAGCCCUCGCCUGCUCCAUGGUCUCAGACCCCUCGAUCCCAGCGUCACCAUGAGCCCUGUCACCUUGAGCCGGCUGCUGGCGGGAGCGAUCCUGGUCCUGGUGCUCGGGGACCCCACAGACGCCUGCACCUGCGCCCCCCAGCACCCCCAGACGGCGUUCUGCCAGGCCGAUGUCGUGAUUCGGGGCAAGUUCGUGGGGGUGACUCCGCUGAGCCCCACCAGCAGCAGCACCGACGAGUUCGAGUCCUGGAUUCGCUACGAGAUCAACAUCACCAAGACCUACAAGGGGCUUGAGUCAGGGGGGGACGUGCUCUUCAUAGACUCCUGGGACGAGGAGCACUUCUGUGGGUACCAGCACCCGGCGCCCCUGAACGGGGAGGAGUAUCUCAUCAUGGCCGAGCGGCAGGACAAGCGCCUGAUUAUCUCGUUUUGUUCCUUCGUGAGCCCCUGGGGGCAGCUCCCCCCCAGCCAGCGCCGUGGGGUCAGCCAGGCCUACGGAGGGGGCUGCGCCUGUGACGUGGUGCCGUGUCACUCCCCGCCGUGCGAGCUGUCGGGCGGCCCCCAGUGCCCCUGGACCGACGGGCUGCAGGACUGGAGCUGGCAGGGGCCCCAGGCCCAGACCCAGGCCUGCCUGCCCCGCCCCGGCCAGGGGACGCCCCCCGGCGCCGAGCCCUUCUGUGCCUGGGAGACCCUCGAGGGCAGCUUCGACGAGGCCACAGCCAACUCCCCCGGACCGUGACCCCCCGAAACACCCCCCGACCCCCACCCUAACCCCCAGAACUGUCACCCCCUCUCCCUUUGACCCCCCCGAUCUUUGCUCCCCCACCCCAGGUCGGGCUCGGUGAAAAUGGUUUUGCGGAGUUUGAUUCUUAAAUAAAUAAAUUGCUGGAACCCGGGUCUGCGCCGUCGUCUGCCGGCCCAGGGCUGGGGGGGGGCAUGAGAACCCCUUGUACUGAGCCCCAGCCCCAGCUGCCCCCUGGCACGUACCCCAGAACACCCCCAGGCGCCAAUCCCCGGCUGCUCCCCCGCGCCACAAUCCACUGCACCCCCCAGGAGCGGAGUUCUCUAUGUACAGCUGCUGAGCUGCAGCCACCUCUGGGGCGGGGCAGCUGGCAAACAGACACACACAAUGUUACAUGGGGACAGCUCGCCUGGGCCCGAGAUGC
Molecule: messenger RNA, 1828 nt
Organism: Mauremys mutica (yellowpond turtle)
Lineage: Eukaryota; Metazoa; Chordata; Testudines; Geoemydidae
Product: metalloproteinase inhibitor 1-like
Exons: 6
Coding region: 712-1401 (229 amino acids)
Biological process (GO): negative regulation of membrane protein ectodomain proteolysis; negative regulation of endopeptidase activity
Cellular component (GO): extracellular matrix
Molecular function (GO): metalloendopeptidase inhibitor activity; protease binding
Source: RefSeq, a predicted model, not a curated record